UCCUCGAAUCAGCGCCGAGCGGAGUGAAGGGUUCCAGCUUUUUACCAUAUACUUGUUCAGACAAUACAAAUGUUCGCUAUGUUUCCAAAACAAAUAUAACCAGUGAGCAUAAAUAAUUCAAUGAAAUCCUUGCAAAUGCUGUUUCAAUAUCUAUGCCGUGGCCAACUGCCGCUUGGAAAUCCUCUGUCUGCACCUCACGUCGUGGUUGGUCUCCAGGCUGCGCCUAAAGCCCGUUUCCACGGCAACGCGGUCAGAAGUUCCAAACAGGAGUCUCCGCUAACGCUCGGUCAACAACUAACGAUGUUUUCAGAAAACGUGUCAGAUGACAUGAUUACCGAUCAGUCAUCACCAGCAUCACCCGAAGAGCAAUCAGGGUAUCCAGUGAUAAAUGGCCAGAUCUCCCAGAUUCCAGGACUGUCCCAAACCAUCAGGACUCUGCCUAACGAGAGGGCCCAAGGGCGCAGGGCAGGAGUCCUAGAAAGUGACUCGGACUAUGUCAAGCUUGCAAAACAAGGAGGGCAUAAGGGACUUUUAUGUCACGAGGAAACAAUUACCUCUAAACCUCAACGAUACCAACCUCCAAACUGGUUCUGCACUGAAUCCGGAGACAACGACAAACCGCGUCUAAUUAACAGUGAGGAGAAGAAAGCCCCUGGAGCUUUUCAACCAGCAGAGCCCCCUUUUGGAACUGACAACAUGUCCACCUGGGAGAGGGAUGAUACCAGCAGCAAUGACCAAGAGAUGAACAACAACGUCCAUCACAGUCAAAGGAAGAAACUGCAGUCAUCUACACAGCAUCACGAGAAAAACAAAUACAAGAGGAUAUUAUAUGACAAGAAUCCUGCUCCUGUCAACAUGUCCAAGCUGUUGAGUUUUGGUUAUGCUGAAGAUGACAAACCAGCAGCCAACAUUGACCUUUCAGAUUAGAAGACUUUGCAGUGCCGUGGGGGAAAAGGAAGUAGAAACCCCAAUGCUUCCAGCAGCAAUAGGUUGCCAUUCCUCCUCCAUUUGUGAAUUUCUUAAACCUUUCAUAAAAAGCAACAGCAAAUGUUUUAAUUAGUUUUGAUUGAUCUGUCAUUUUAGAUACAUUACUCAAGUGUGCGAGUCCUUCAGUGAAUUAAAGCUAGAGGAUCUUUUAUUUAUUUUGCGUGUUAGUCGUGCCUCCUUCACUGCAAUCGUUAAGUGAAGAAGGCGCCAGCAAGUCUUCUGUUUUUUUCUGUAACUGUAUCGUAGUGAAAGGGCCACUUUAAGGAAGACAAGUUUGAUUAUUUCAAUAAAAUAUAAAGUGAUUUUUAAUGUUUCAAAUGCUUUCUUUUUUUUCUUUUGUCUAAUUUAAAUGUACAUUAUAUUUCUCUACACUGGGUGACAUUUUAAUGGUAUGAAUUUUCCACAUAAUUCUUUAGCAGUACAACCAACAAUGGUUCAUUGCCUGUGUACUGUGUAACCACAGCGACCUGUUUUGGACGCAGAAUUGGACAUCAUGUGUGUGCGCGUGAGUCUUCGUUUCACCACAACAAUGUGUUACAUGUCAGUGUCAAGAGGUUAUCUCUGACCUCUGGGAACAUUUUUCAUUACAUAACGUCUGUGUUUUUCCACGCCCCUCCGAUUG
This is a messenger RNA of Pungitius pungitius (ninespine stickleback), 1609 nucleotides long. RefSeq lists its product as uncharacterized. The record is from RefSeq and is a predicted model, not a curated record. Bases 121 to 927 code for a protein of 268 amino acids. NCBI's taxonomy places the organism in Eukaryota, Metazoa, Chordata, Actinopteri, Perciformes, Gasterosteidae. The transcript is spliced from 9 exons.